Messenger RNA from Coccinella septempunctata (seven-spotted ladybird), 3048 nucleotides. Its product is annotated as zinc finger protein 808-like. Gene Ontology annotation, cellular component: nucleus. The record is from RefSeq and is a predicted model, not a curated record. The transcript is spliced from 3 exons. Bases 214 to 2622 code for a protein of 802 amino acids. Lineage: Eukaryota; Metazoa; Arthropoda; Insecta; Coleoptera; Coccinellidae. Gene Ontology annotation, biological process: regulation of gene expression.
GUCUAUGGUUGAAGUAAGAAGAAAAUCAAUAAAUAAAUAAGUCAAGCAGGGAUGAUAGAGUCAAGUUUUUUUAUAUGGAGGUAUUCUAGAGGAAUAAAAUCAAAAAUUCGUAUAUAUGCCACUUCUAGAAAGUAGAUUUUCCGAGAGUUGUGAUAAUAUUGGAAUAUUUCUUCCAAUAAACACCCUCCUGUGUUAUCGAAUGACAAGGUAAAAAUGGAUAUUGGCGUAGAAUGUAUUAAUAUCAAAGAAGAAAUUCAUACUUCCUACAAUGAUGUAAAAUCAGAAGAAGAAUUCGGAAAUAUUGACACUUCUGAGCAUUUUAUAGAUGAAAAAAAGGUUCAUGAAAGAGACAAAUAUGUAAUUAAGAAUGAAGAAUCUGGCUCUUCAACCGAAGAAAUGCCUCUAGUAUUAGAACCCCCGAUUAUUAACUCUGAAUCUGUUCAAGAUGAUUAUACUUCUGGUUCGAAGGAUCAUGAGAAGUGGCAAUCAAAAUCUCUCACAGGAAAGUACAUGUGCGACUUAUGUGACUAUGCUACUAAUAGAAGAGACAGCUUACAAAUUCAUGUUGACUCGCUCCAUUUAAAUAUAAAAAGACACAAGUGUGACAUGUGUGAAUAUGCUGUGAACUUCAAAAAUUCCCUUGAAGUACACGUAAAAUCAGUUCAUUUGAAAAUUAAGGAUCACAAGUGUGACCUAUGUGAUUUUGCAACAAGCAGAAAAGGUAGCCUUAAGAAGCACAUCGAAUGCGUACAUUUGAACAUCAAGAAACACAAGUGCCUCUUGUGUGAAUAUGCGGUUAAAGAAAAGAAGGACCUUAAAAUACAUGUAAAAUCUGUUCAUUUGAAAAUUGGGGAGUACAAGUGUCAUCUAUGUGAUUUUGCAACAAAUAGAAAACGUAACCUUCCAAGGCAUAUCGAUACUAUUCAUUUUAAUAUAAAAAAUAAAAAGUGUCGUUUUUGUGACUACGCUGCAAGUGGGCAACAUAAACUUGAUAAACAUGUGAAAUCGGUACAUUUGAAAAUAAAGGAUCAUAAGUGUCACUGGUGCGAAUAUGCCGCGAGUGAGAAAUACAUACUCGAUAUGCAUGAGAAAUCGGUUCAUUUGAAAACCGAUGAACACAAGUGUCAAAUGUGCGAGUAUGUUACAAGUAGAAAAGACAACCUUCAGAAGCAUGUCAAAGCUGUUCAUCUCAAGAUUAAGGAUCACAAGUGUCAUCUAUGUGGAUAUGCUGCUAGUAACAAAAGCCGCCUUCAAAGCCAUAUUGACUUCUUCCAUUUGAAUAUCAAGAAACACAAGUGCGAAUUAUGUGACUAUGCUGCAAGUGACAAAAAAGACCUAGAUACACAUAUCAACUCGGUUCAUUUAAAUAUCGAGAAACAUACGGGUGAACCUGAAAAAGAACCACUUCCGCCAGCUUAUUCAAUCGAUUCGAAAAUUCGCAUUUCUUUCAGAGUGAAGUUGGAAGAAAAAUCAGGAAUGGUCGACGUUAUUGAACAAUUCAUGGAUGAAAAAGAAGUUCAUGAAAGAGAAGAAUAUAUAAUGAAGAUUGAAGAGAGCAAGCCAAUUUGCUUGGUUACAGAAGUCGAUGCAAAUGAAUUAUCAUCCACCUCAAUAAUAGAAGAAAAGCCUCACGUUUUAGAUCCAUUGAUGAAUAAUUCUAAUCUUGAUCACUUUGAACAAUAUCAAUUUAAUAUAAAGAACAUGGGCGAUUAUCCUAAAGGUGAAGAAACCUAUCUUGAUAAACCCUCGCAUUGGGAUGCUUCUUCUCCAAAAAUACAAUCUUUGGAUUUAGAUUUUAAUACCAAGAUUCACAAUUGUAACAUGUGUGAUUAUGAGACUAAUUAUAAAAAGUACCUUAAGGUACAUAUCCAAUCAGUUCAUUCGAAUAUAAACCAGCACAACUGUAAUUUAUGUCAGUAUGCAACAAAAAAGAAAGAGAACCUUCAGAGGCACAUAAACACUGUUCAUUUAAAUAUUAAAAAACAUAAGUGCCAAUUAUGCGAAUACGUUACAAAUAGAAAAGAUGGUCUUGAAAAUCACGUCAAGUGUGUUCAUUUAAAUAUGAAGAAACACAAAUGUCACUUAUGUAAUUAUGCCGCGAAUUCGAAAGCUAGCCUGGAUGGUCACGUGAAAUCAGUUCAUUUGAAAAUUAAGGAUCACAGGUGCCACUCGUGUGACUACGCCACAAGCGUGAAAUAUCACCUUGAUGAACAUGUGAGAUCGGUCCAUCUGAAAAUUAGGAAAUACAAGUGUGAUUUGUGUAGCUUUGCCGCGAGUCAUAAAAUCAAUCUAAACGAACACGUUAAUUCUGUACAUUUGAAAACUAAAGAAUUCAAGUGUCAUCUGUGUGACUACGCUACGAAUAGGAAAGAGGUCCUCCGAAACCACAUCGACUCUGUUCAUUUGAACAUCAAGAAGCACAAGUGUCGUUUAUGUGAAUAUGCUGUAAAUAACACGUUCAUGCUUGAAGUACAUGUAAAAUCUGUUCAUUUGAAGAUUAAAGAAUACAAGUGUCACUAUUGUGAUUACGAUACGAACAGAAAAGAUCAUCUUCAAAAGCAUGUUGACGCUAUUCAUCUAAAUAUUAAGAAAAACCCUUGUGAAUCUAAAUGUGAGUCAUAGUUGUGGAUUUUCCUCGACCAUAAUUGAAUUUGAAACUUCAGAAUGGUAUAGUUUCAUUCAGGAGGAUGAAUAAUUUUAUGGAAUAGAUGCCCUUCAGUAUUUAGUAGCUUAUUCGAGGUUUUUAAUGCUAAGCUCUCAAGAGCUUAGGGAAAAACUAAUUUUCAAUUUUGCUACGUUGCCGCUUAUGCGAAAAAUUACUACAAACUUCGUUAUUUCAAAUGGGACACCCUAAUUAUUAUGAGCUUUUUCGCGUUUCUAUCCCAGCUGAAAAAUUAGUGAACUUCUGAAUUGAUUUGUGUUCAAACUAUUUUGAUGUUUGCCAUGUGCUGGGAAUGUUAUAAAGUCUUUUAGUUUAUUUAUGUUAUUUUUGCUGUAUUGGUUUUUAUUCUUAUUGUUGUUACUUUAAAGGGGAAUUCUCCUUAUUUU